AUGGCAGUUAAUAUAAAACAACACUUGGAAAAAGUUGGGAUGCACGGAAUAUCUAAUGAAAUGGGUAUAAGAGUAAUUAAUGAUAUAAUGCUAUAUCAAAACAUUAGCUCAAAUAAGAGUUCACUUGGGAAAUACCCAGUGAUCACUUGCCAAUCAUUUAAUUGGAAUGUCUAUAUGCGUCAAUUAUAUUGUAACUCAAAAUAUCCAUCAUUUUUCAAAGAAGUGGUUGCACUGAUGUCUACUGGGGAAGUCAAAAAUAGUGGAAUGGAUUUUAGAGGGAUGAGUAAAGAAGAAGUGUACUCAUUUGUUAAAGACUCAGUACAUAAUAUAGUUGAGCAGAUAAUUGGAAUACAAUCAUCAUCUCUCGAUUUAGAUACACCAUUCUCAGAACUUGGAAUGGAUUCCUUGUCAGCAAUUGAGUUAAGGAAUGCACUAAUUUCGAGGUUUGGAAUUAAGAUUUCUUCGACAGCAUUAUUUGAUUACCCAACAUUGAGAUCAAUUAUCCAGCACUUAACAGACUCUUUAUAUGUUUCAGAAACUUAUGACACAUUUACAGAUCUAGAGAUAAGCAUCUCACAAAGAGAGUAUUCUGUUGCAAUAAUUGGUGUUUCUUGUAGACUUCCUGGGGGAGUAAGGUCUUUCAACGAUCUUUAUGAAGAUAUUUUGCUCAAGGGAAAAGACUGUAUCACAGAAAUCCCAUUGGAUAGGUGGCCAUUUGAUGUAUACUACGAUCCUGACCCAGAUAAUAGAAGCAAAUCUUAUGUAAACCAAGGCGCAUUUACAACUGAUAUUGAUUUAUUUGAUAAUACUUUCUUUGGUCUUUCAUCAACUGAGGCUACUAAUGUUGAUCCUCAACAAAAAUACAUGUUGGAGGUAGCAUACGAAGCAAUGUAUAAUUGUGGAAUUACAAAACGCUCUCUAACUAACAUUAAAAAAACAACUAAAACUGGCAUUGAGGAUCCUUUAUUGAUGGGGGUUUUCAUAGGUUGUUGUAAUACUGAUUGGCACUUCCUUCAGGCAAAGUUUGGUUUUGAAAACUUUACUUCUUAUACUGGAUCUGGUGGUGCAAGCUCUCUAGUUUCAAAUAGAGUAUCAUAUUCAUUUGGAUUUAGAGGGCCUUCGCAAACUAUAGAUACUGCAUGCUCCUCAUCUCUUGUUGCGAUGGAUGCAGCUCUGAAGUCAUUGAAAGAAGGCUCUUGCCAUACUGCGUUAGUUGGAGGAGUAAACUUAAUGUUAAGCCCACACCUAUUCGUGGCCUUUUGCCGUGCAAGAAUGCUUUCUCCAGAUUGUAGAUGCAAAACAUUCGACGCUGCUGCAAAUGGAUAUGUUAGAGGAGAAGGAUGCGGUGCAAUUUUAUUAACUAAAAGAUUGGAAGUAGGUGGGAAGAAGAUCAGGCCAAUUGGAUACGUUUUGGGAUCGGCAACUAAUCAUAAUGGAAGAUCUGCAAGUCUCACAGCUCCAAAUGGACCCUCACAAACAGAAGUCAUUCAAAAUGCUUUAAGAAAUGCUAAAUUAACUCCUAAUGAUAUUGAUUACUUAGAAUCUCAUGGUACAGGUACUCCUCUUGGAGAUCCAAUAGAGUUCGGUGCCUUAAAAGCGGUUUUUGGAAACAAAAAGGAUUUUAAGAGAAAUCAGCCUCUUAUUCUGGGAGCUUUAAAAACAAAUAUUGGUCAUCUCGAGGGUGCCGCAGGUGUUUCGGGAUUACUCAAGUUAAUUUUGGUGUUGAAAAACCGUAUUGCACCGAAAAUAUUGCAUUUCCAAAAACUUAAUCCUCAUAUUGACACUGAAAAUUUUGAUGUUGAAUUUCCGACAGAGUUAAAAGCCAUUGUUUCUAAUAAGCCCAAAUUAGUUGGGGGAGUAAGUUCAUUUGGAUUUGGAGGAUGUAAUUCUCAUGUAAUAUUAGAAUCUGCCUCUGAUACAGAGUUGAUUACUGAAAACAACCAAGAUAAAAAUUACCCUUACUUAAUUUUCGCGUACACUGGUCAAGGUUGUCAAUAUAUAAACAUGUGUAAAAACUUAUAUGAUACAGAGGAAGUUUUCAGAAAUGAAAUGGAUAAAUGCAAUAAGCUUCUAUAUCCAAUCUUGGGCAGAUCAUUAAUAUCAACAAUAUAUUGUGAACAAACUUUGGAGAAUGAGAAAUUAAUAAAUCAUACGUCAAUUUCUCAACCUGCAAUAUUUUCAAUUGAAUAUUCGCUAACUAAACUGUGGGAAUCCAAGGGUAUAAUUCCAUCCGCAGUUAUGGGUCAUAGUCUUGGAGAAUUUGCUGCAGCAGUCACUAGUGGGGUCUUAUGCCUAGAAGAUGCAAUUGUUUUAGUUGCAAGGAGAGCAGAAAUUAUGGCAUCCCUUCCUCAGAAUGAUGGAAUAAUGGUUGCCUGCAGAGUUUCUGAAGAACAAGUAUUAGAGUCUAUUGAGAAAUUGAAUUUGAAGGAUUCUGCAGCAGUAGCUGCAAUAAAUGGCCCAAAAAGUGUAACAAUUUCAGGAAGUAGAACUUCAGUAAUGCAAAUUUUGAACCAAUUAGGUAUGGAAGAUAGAUAUAAACAACUUGAUGUUUCUCAUGCAUUCCACUCUCCUUUAGUCAGUUCUGCUGAGGAACAAUUCGAAAAAGUUAUCGAAAAAAUUCAAUUUUCUGAGCCAAAAAUAACAUUUAUUUCUUCUGUAACUGGUAAUAUUGAAUCUAAACUGCUAACAGAACAUAAAUAUUGGGCACAACAUAUUCUACAUUCUGUUAGAUACUACGAUGCGCUUGAAACUGCGGCUUCUACAGAUGAAGAAAACAUCGCAAUUAUUGAGAUUGGGCCCAAAUCUAUUCUUACUUCAAUGGGUAAACAGGCAUUGGGAGGAAUUCAAUUGCCACAAACUUCGACCGAAAAAAUUUCUAAUAAUGAAUUAAUAUGGAUCCCAACAAUUGAUAACUCAAAAUCAAAUAUUUUAGAUUUCAAUGCUGUUUAUAAAGUUGCUCAGGAAUACAUGAAUUAUAUCUCAGAAAAUGUUUGCAUUCACAAAUGGAACCAUUCUAGGUUCCAUUGGGCAGACUUGACAUCUGUGCAUCCCCUUUUGGGAAGGUUUUAUUCAUCAAUUUCUGAUGAAAAUUAUCUUGCGUAUUCCACCGAUAUGCUAAAAUCUAAAGUAUUUAAAAAUAUUGUGGAGGACCAUAUUAUUUUUGACACAAAUAUUAUUCCCGCAGCUGCAUUGAUUGAGGCAUCUGCAUGUGCGGCAUUUAAAUUACAUAAAUCCGAAAAAUUCCCAUCCAAAUAUGUUGAAUUGAAUUCGAUGGAUAUUGAAAAACCAUUGGUAUCAAAUCAAGAUGAAACUACGUCUGAAAUGGAGGUAUUUUUUGCGAAAAGUGGGUCGAUUCAAAUAAGAAAAAAAUGUAUUUCCGAGGCAUUUGAGUAUGAAGAAGAAUUUUCUGGACCACAAAUUAUUGCUAAUGAUGUCGCAUUUAGCAAUAGUAGAAUUUAUCAUCAUGCAUCAAUUUCAAACUCUAGAAUACUUAGUAAAGAUGAAGUAGAUUCCCACUGUAUCCCUAAUUUAGAAGACUACUUGAAAAAGUAUUCGUCAAAAGAUGUUAUGGAAAUCCCUAUAGAUAAUAUAUAUGAAAUGAUGAACGAAAUUGGUCUUCAGUAUCAAACGAAUUAUCAAUGUUUGAAAUCAGUAAAGAUACAAAUUGAUAAUACAACUGAUGAUAAAAAUAAGAAUGCUGAAAGUACUCAAUUAAAUGAAGUACUGUGUUAUGUAAAAAGACCUGCAAGUGAUUUCGAUUUAACCGAACUUAGGAUCCACCCCGGAAUGCUUGAUUCAGUAUUCCAGGCAGCCUCGGUAUUGUUUGCCUCAGAAGAGUUAUUGAAAGGUAAAGAUGUAACAAAUAAUAAAAGAGGCCAUGUUGCAAUGGCCCCCAUUGGGUUCACUAAAUGUUUGUAUGGAAGGAUACAACAUAACUCUGAUGUUUGGGGUUUGGUGAAGCUAAAUAGAUUUGAGAAAACAGGAAGCAUUGCAUUUAUUGAUGUAACAUUAUGGGACAGCAAAACAAAUAUCUUAGCAGCACAUUUUCAAGAUCUAAUUUUAAAAGGAUUUUCAAAUGCAGCAUCACUACUAUCCCAAGAAGUCAGAAUUCCAAAUCAACUUCUAUGGAAAACAUAUCACAAAAAAAUAGCUGAUAAUCCUAAUUUUGUUGAAACGAACAAUACAUCUGAACUAGGAAAUGGCAAUGACCAAGUUAAAGAAGUGAAUAUAGAAGAUACAGACCAGGGUGGCCUAAUACAAAAAAUCCUUAUUUUUGGAAUACCAACUACAAUUAAGGAAUUGAUUUGUGAUACAAUAAGUAAAAAAUACCAAAAUAUGUCCACUAAAUUUAUUUGUUUAGAAGAAGAUCUUACAAUUGACCUGAUUGACCAGAGUAUACAGGAAGAAGGUUUCUCUGCAAUAUUUUAUUUGGGUGGUUUAGCGGAUAGUCUUUCAACUAAACAAGUAAUGGGCGACAUCUUAAAAAUAUCACAGGUAAUCUCAACAAUUGCUGUAUCGAUAAAAACUCCCCCAUUUAUUUGUUUAACUUCAUUUAAUGAUUGUGAAGAAAAUCCUAAUAUUCCCAGGCAUUCGGGAAUAAGAGGUUUUGUUAAAACUGCUCGAGUUGAACUUGAAAAUGUAAUAGGAAAAUCAAUCAAUAUUUCUCAUGUGGAUUGUAAGUCAAGUUUGGUAAAUGACCCAGAAGCACUAAUGAAAACAAUAAGUUUAAUAACUUCAUCUUAUGAUGGAAAUAUUAAGGAAGAAAUUGCAUUGGAAAGGGAUUUAAAAAUUUCUGAUGAUGGUAUUUAUGCUCCGAGGUUAGAAAGUAUUAAUUUUCCUGUUUUUGGAGCAGUUAAAUUAUCUAUGUCAUCGAGAGGAGCAAUUGGUAACCUAAAAUUCAAGCCACAACCACAAUCUGAAAGAGUAAAUCCACCUGCAAAUACUGUUGAAAUCAGAGUGAAAUCAAUUGGAUUAAACUUUAGAGAUGUUUUGAAUGUUAUGGGAUUAUAUCCUGGUGAUCCUGGCCCUCCCGGUGGUGAUUGUUCUGGUAUAGUUGUUGCUGUCGGAGAAGGUGUUAAACAUAUUCAAGUUGGUGAUAAUGUAUUCGGUAUCGCUCCUGGGUGUUUAAAAACUUAUGUAACCACCGAUUCAAACUUAUACUGCAAACAUUAA
Cryptosporidium ubiquitum is the source of this 5172-nucleotide messenger RNA. Its product is annotated as type I fatty acid synthase. Gene Ontology annotation, molecular function: fatty acid synthase activity; oxidoreductase activity; 3-oxoacyl-[acyl-carrier-protein] synthase activity. The transcript has 2 exons. NCBI's taxonomy places the organism in Eukaryota, Apicomplexa, Conoidasida, Eucoccidiorida, Cryptosporidiidae. Gene Ontology annotation, biological process: fatty acid biosynthetic process. Bases 1 to 5172 code for a protein of 1723 amino acids. The record is from RefSeq and is a predicted model, not a curated record.